CUAGUUGUGUUCAUAUUUGCAUCCCUUUUUGUUUAAACUUAUUGCAUAGUAACACAAAGUUUGCAUAGCAAGUGCAACUUCGCCCCAUCCUGUUGUUUUAAACUUAGCCUCGGGUUUUACUUUUGUCUACAAUUUUUUUUUUAUACCAUCAUUUUUAAGUGUCUUGGCAGGAGCAACAGAGCUAGGAAUUCUAACCCCUCUGAAAGAAUAUUGUUCAGCCCACCCCCUUCUUUAUAAAUAAAAUAAAUUUGUCUAAACAUGUCAGUGCUGAAAAACUGAUUUUGAGAAGCAAUGGGAAAACCUUGAGGACCUCUCCUUGGUCAUCAUCACCUUAUUAACCAAAUUAUCUUGUUGCGUUUUUGUCAAGGGACCCCCUGAAUCACUUUCUGCUUUUGCUCACUGUUUCUGAUGCUGAAGUUCUAAUUUCUCUCAUCCUGUGAUGGGGAAGUAAGGCACCCUGGGAGAUAUAGAAAAGCAACUUGGAUCAGUGGUUUUCAUGUCCUCUAGUCCUCUGCCAGUGAUGAUUUUUGUGUAAAGGUGUAUGAUCAGCCAGACAGCGAGGAGUACCUGAGACCAGGGAAGAUGCAUCGCAAUGUGUGCUUUGACCUGGAUCUUCACAGCGCUGAGGCCGCAGCAGGAAGUCCCGUGGAUGAGGGUGUGGUCGACCAUUUGUUACUGUCCCCAAUGGAAGACCAAAGCAGCAGUCAGAAGACCAGCUUGGAGGCCCUUGAAAUGGAGGGCCUUUCAACAGGUGGCAGAGCAGGGGACCCAAAGGACAUGAGGAAAAAGCCAAGCAGUCAAGGCUGUCAAAGUGGGCAGGGCAGGCAUGGCAAGAGGCAGAAUGAGAGUGGUUGGUCCAGGGCCACCCUGCAAGUGCUCUCCUCCAUGCCCAGCCACACCAUCAGCCGCAGCCAAAGUGCGAUCUUUUCAUUUUACUUCAACCGCCUGCAUAUCCGCCGCCAUCGCCAAAGUCUGUCCACCACACGAAACCUCUCCUGCUCCUUCCAGAUCAACCGGAAUGCCGGGCCUGAUUCAGAGCAAGAGGAGAGGGAAAGGCUGGCAAUAAACCUACAGAGACUGUCCACUGGUGACCGCGUGCGUCUGCUGCGGAAAAUGCCCCUCAGCUUGGCUGAGAAGUGUAAGCUCAGGAAAGGGACAGGUAACCAGAGAUGCACCCAGUCCAUUUCUGUUAGCAACAUGUCUCUGUGCAGCAGCAUCAAGUAUUACAGUGUCAUGGCCGUGCAGGUAAUCUGGUACAGCUGGCUGUCUUUUUUGAAGUCCCUCCACCUAUGGCAGGGAGUACAGAAGAAUGUGAGUGGGCGCUUUGGAACAGGUGUUCUCUCCUACUUCAUCUUUCUCAAGACCCUCCUGCUCUACAAUACCGUCCUCGUCCUCAUCAGCGGCAUCUUCCUUGCUGGCCCCCAGACGGUCCUUGCUCCUAUGCGCACAAGCACUAGUGCCAGGUUCACAGGCAAGGAGCUGCUCACAGGGAUGGGCUAUUUUACAGACUCAGUGAUGUUUUAUGGCUACUACACCAACUCUGUGCUGAGCUGUCAAUCAACAUUCGGUGGCUGUGGUUCGGGUGGUAGUUAUCUGGCUUCAUCCUACAACAUCCCUCUGGCUUAUUUCACGACCACUGGCAUAGCCUUUUUUGUCACCUGUCUUUUUCUGGUGUAUAGCGUGUCCAGAUCCUCUUGUUGGAAUUCUGCCACAUGCAAAUCCCAACACAGUGUGGCUGCAAAGGUGUUCUGCUGCUGGGACUUCAAGAUCUUCAAGAAGACAUCGGUAAGACUGCAAUCGGAGAGCAUCUGCAUGCAGCUGAAGGUAAUUCGCCUGGUUCAGGUCCCACAAAAGUCACUGCUGUUGUACCAUUGGCAAAGCAACAAGUUCUCUCAGAUCUUCUGUAGAAAGGUCCUCAGCACAUGGUUGCAGCAGCACCUCAGCAUCCUCACCCUUAGCUUUUUCAAAUCCCACCUCCUUUUCAAGAGCAACGAGCUGCAGCCCAAAGACACCUGCAAUAACACUGGUGCAGGUGUGCUGAAGACGUUGCUACGGAAAGGACUGCAUAUGCUGGUGUGGGUUAUGUUCAUGGGCAGCGCAGUGGCCUGCUUAGUCUUCGUCCACAAUUUCUCAGAGCCUACGAUGGUGAUUCAUAAGGAUGAGGAUUUGCCAAAGGAGUGGGCCACUUUGAUGGUUGUGCCCAUCACUGUGUCUGUCGUAAGCAUGCUGCUGCCCAUCUUCUUCAGCAUUCUGGCCUAUUUGGAGUGGUACGACUCUCCCAGUUGGUGUACGUAUGUCACCAUCUUUAGGAAUUUGCUCCUGAAAGUGAUGAUGCUGGGACUGCUGUGCUACUACUGGCUGGGAAAAAUAGCCAAAUCCCCAAAGAGCCUCGGGUUACAGUGUUGGGAGAGCUUCGUUGGCCAGGAGUUGUAUCGCUUGCUGAUGAUGGACUUCCUGCUCACUGUAGUGAAAACGCUGUUUGGCGAAUUCCUCUGGAGGCUGAUAACACAGGGGCUGCUGAGGAGAAAGCCAGAAUUUGACAUCCCCCAGAACAUGCUGGAGCUCAUAUACGGGCAAACUCUCAUCUGGCUGGGUCUUCUGUUCUCACCAUUACUUCCUGCAGCCCAAAUCGUCAAGCUGCUCAUGAUUUUCUACAUUAAAAAGGCCAGCUUGAUGAGGAACUACCAAGUUUCCCAGACACCCUGGAAGGACAAGAAGAUGACUUCUUUCUUUCUCUCAGUGCUGUGUUUCCCCUUCUUCUCGGGGGCUCUUGUAUAUGUCAUCUAUGCCAUGUCGACCCUGAAGCCUUCAGGAGCCUGUGGGCCAUUUAGGAACCUGGUCACCAUGUCUCAGUCAUUAAACCAAUGGAUCGAAAGGCUGAAGAUCACCAACCCUGGGCUCAGUUGGGCCUACAUGUACCUGGUGAAAAAACCCCUCUUCCUCUUCAGCAGCAUUUUCUUAGUUAUAAUUUACUUUCACACACAAGUAGUAGAUGGUCAAAGGAAGAUUAUCAGCCUUUUAGAGGAGCAGAUUGAAAAUGAGGGGAAGGACAAAAAGUUCCUCAUCUGUAAGAUACAAGCCUUACACAAACAGACACGGCCACAUCCUGCCUGCAGUGGGAGAUGCAGAAGCGGCAAGGAUGCAGUGGAUGACAUCUAAGGCAGACAAGCUUGAGAGAGAAGCUGGAAGACAAAUCUUAUAAGGGCCUCUUUUGGACACAGUAGUGCUCCAUUGUACAGUGUUGCUACGCCAUGAGAUUGCUGGACAUUUUACCCUGAGCCUCAGUGGACAAGUAAAGAAAGAACAGCCCUUUACCCAGAAGAGGAAACACCCUGUUUACAGAGGAAGUUUAUAGCUUUUCUCCCAGUUAGGUCUUGCUGUUCUACUGUUUUUCUCAGGAAGAAGAAAAGAUGACUGGUUCAUAACUGAACUUUAAGCUCUGUUACCUGGGAGUGUACCUGUUUCUCUUAUUAUUUUAUACAUUAAGCUACUUUCA
Messenger RNA from Scleropages formosus (Asian bonytongue), 3496 nucleotides. Its product is annotated as transmembrane channel-like protein 6. Lineage: Eukaryota; Metazoa; Chordata; Actinopteri; Osteoglossiformes; Osteoglossidae. The record is from RefSeq and is a predicted model, not a curated record. The coding region runs from base 583 to 3159 and encodes 858 amino acids. Gene Ontology annotation, cellular component: plasma membrane. The transcript has 21 exons. Gene Ontology annotation, molecular function: mechanosensitive monoatomic ion channel activity.